AUGGCGGCCAAUUCUACAGAUCUCAAACACUACGCCAUUAUUCUGUUCGAAGGCUUCCAGGCCCUCGAUGUCUUCGGCCCUCUUGAUGCUCUCAACAUCACUUCUCUCAACAACGGCAUCAAGCUCUCUAUCAUUGGGCCAACAUUGAGCCCAGUGAGCACAAAGCCACCACCACUUCCCACAGUCAACCUAAAGCCUGGAUGGGGCUUCUCUGAAAGUGUGGUUCCUACACACAGCUACGAUGAUCCACCUACAGACAUCGAUGUUCUCAUCGUUCCGGGUGGCCUGGGUACCAAUCACCCCGCCAACAUUGAGCCAACCGUCCAGCUUACUCGCAGGUUAUACCCGGAUGUCAAAUAUUUAUUUAGCAUCUGUACAGGAGCAAAAGUACUCGCUGGAGCAGGCCUACUUGACGGGAAGAAAGCAACGACCAAUAAGAGACGGUACGAGGAGUCGAUCAGGCCGUUCCCUCACGUCCAGUGGCAGCGGAGCGCCAGAUGGGUGAUCGAUGGAAAUAUAUGGACAUCCUCCGGUAUCAGCGCGGGUACAGACGCCAUGCUUGCCUUUAUCGGGAUGAUUUAUGGCAGGGAAUUUGCACAAGAUGUCGCAAAGAGGAUGGAAUAUCGUUGGGUGGAGGAUCCAGCAGAUGACCCAUUUGCGGCCCCAGAAUUGAGCUUCUGA
Molecule: messenger RNA, 681 nt
Organism: Nannizzia gypsea CBS 118893
Lineage: Eukaryota; Fungi; Ascomycota; Eurotiomycetes; Onygenales; Arthrodermataceae
Product: DJ-1/PfpI family protein
Exons: 2
Coding region: 1-681 (226 amino acids)
Source: RefSeq, a predicted model, not a curated record